AGUAGCGAAACAAACUUGACGUUGAUGCCUUCAUUGUGUUUUUUGUUCAAUUUUCGCUUACUUUUAUGUUAGAAAACGAUUCUAAUCCAGUGAAAAGGCCGAGAAACAAUCCUUAUAUCAUAUCGAAGGUUAUCUAUGGUGCAGUGUCGUAUUAUGUUACAGCAAUAGCAAGAAGAAAAUUGCCUUCGUCUGUUUUCACGCCUGGUGCAUUUUUAGCUACUGUUGCUGGGAUAUCAUCUUUUAUUGGAUUUAGUGCUACUUUAUCAGCAGCUAAGAAAACAGAUCCUAAAUAUUUUAAUAAAGGAUUACAUGGUAGUAUUGAAUUGGCAGAUGCAGGUGCAAUGCUUGCUCUUAGAGCACUUGGUUGGGGUUCAUUGUAUGCCAUUGGUGGUACAACUUGCUUAUGUUAUGGUAUAUGGAAAUUGUCAGGUGCUAAAGAUCUCAAAGAUUUUAGAACAAAAAUGGGCAAUUUCCUACCUGUAUUACCAAAAAAUAAUCCACCACAGUCACGAACAGAAUUUAGUGGAUUGAAUGAUCUAUUGUUAUAUUUAUCAGAGGAUUAUGGAAAGAAGAAAGUUCAAGAUGACACAAAUAACUAGGGUCCAGCAUCACAGCUAGCUUUACAUGUGUAUAUGACUAACACACCCCAAUCUAUGCUGUUAUAUUCUACACCUACAUUUAGGAAGUUUAAUAAUUGAGGCAUUAUCUGAAAUAUUAAGAUA
Nymphalis io (European peacock) is the source of this 722-nucleotide messenger RNA. Its product is annotated as transmembrane protein 242. The transcript is spliced from 5 exons. The record is from RefSeq and is a predicted model, not a curated record. The coding region runs from base 66 to 599 and encodes 177 amino acids. NCBI's taxonomy places the organism in Eukaryota, Metazoa, Arthropoda, Insecta, Lepidoptera, Nymphalidae.